Molecule: messenger RNA, 1693 nt
Organism: Perognathus longimembris pacificus (Pacific pocket mouse)
Lineage: Eukaryota; Metazoa; Chordata; Mammalia; Rodentia; Heteromyidae
Gene: Cysltr2
Product: cysteinyl leukotriene receptor 2
Exons: 3
Coding region: 92-1066 (324 amino acids)
Biological process (GO): G protein-coupled receptor signaling pathway
Cellular component (GO): plasma membrane
Molecular function (GO): leukotriene receptor activity
Source: RefSeq, a predicted model, not a curated record
GACAAGACAGAAGAAGACAGAAAGAACCCAGGCUGAAGUACAGCAACCCACAGCGAGGAGAGCAGGCCUAUGCCUCUACCUCCCUUCAGCUAUGUCUGAAAUGGAACCAAAUGGAACCUCGAACGACCACGACAUGAACUGCGUGAUCGAAAACUUCAAGCAAGAAUAUUACCCAAUCAUAUAUCCAAUAAUAUUUAUGUGGGGAGUCUUGGGAAAUGGCUUUUCUGCAUAUAUUUUCCUACAACCUUUUAAGAAGUCGACAUCUGGGAAUGUUUUCAUGCUCAAUCUCGCUAUUUCAGAUCUCUUGUUCACAAUCACUCUGCCCUUUCGGGCUGACUACUAUUUAAGGGGUUCCGACUGGAAAUUUGGGGACGUGGCCUGCAGAAUUAUGUCUUAUUCCUUGUAUGUGAACAUGUACACCAGCAUCUACUUCCUAACUGUGCUGAGUGUUGUGCGUUUCCUGGCCACCGUCCACCCCCUCCAGUUCCUCCACAUCACCAGCAUCAGGAGUGCCUGGAUUCUGUGUGCAGUCAUCUGGGUCUUUAUCAUGGCUUCCUCCUCAGUGCUUCUGAAGAGUGGCGCAGAGAAGAAGGGCAACAUCACCUUAUGUUUGGAACUGAAUCCUCAAAAGCGCGAAAAGCUGCUGGUCAUGAACCACAUUGCCUUGGUGGUAGGCUUUCUGAUACCAUUCUUCACACUCACCACCUGUUACCUGCUGAUCAUUCGGGUCCUGUUAAAGGUAGAGAUUCCAGAACUGGGCCUGCGGGCUUCUCACAGGAAGGCUCUGACCACCAUUGUCAUUGCCUUGGUCAUCUUCCUAUUGUGUUUCCUGCCUUAUCACACACUGAGGACCCUCCAUCUGCUCACGUGGCACAAGGACUCGUGUGGAGAUUGGCUGCAUAAAGCUGUGGUCAUCACCUUGUCCUUGGCUUCUGCCAACUGCUGCUUCAAUCCUUUCCUCUACUACUUUGCUGGGGAGAAUUUCAAGGAUCGAUUAAAGGUUGUACUCAGUAAAGAAGGUCUACAGAAGGCAAAGAUGAAAUUCAGACUUCCUAUUUGUGUGUGAAUGAAACAAGCAAGAUUGUAAGAUGUUAUUAGAAAGCUACUGGAGGAGGUACGUCUUCAACACAAGAGAUUAAAUCAAGACAGAGGAAAACAUGGCAGCUCUGAACCCAGCACUCUGACUCCAGGGAAAAAGGAGGAGCAUUACCAGGAUAUUGGUGUGCACAUGAGUGAGAAAGCAACUCGUGCAGAUUAGAGCAAAAUCUCCAAGGACUCUUAGAGGGACAUUGCCAGGAAAGACAAGAAACCAAUGAUUCACACAACUUGAGAGGAGUUUUGAUUUCUUUUGGUGAGCUUGGGAUGAGUUGGGGAUACAUAUAUAGGAAAAUAAGCAAAUAAGAAGAAAAUGCAGUUAUGAAGUGCUACAAAAAAGGUAUUGUAUAAAGGAAGGAAUAUACCCACAGAACACUAUGUGGCUCAGCUAUGAAUAAUAUUUACAUAGAGAAUGAUAUGAAUAUAGACUUACUAUGAGAUACUCCUCCCCCACCAGGAAAUGAGGGAAGAAGGAUGUGCAGGCAUGGGGGAGAAGUAUAAAAAGCCUGAGUUCUCAUCUUCCAUCCAAGAGAAUGCAUGUUAACUAAUGCAUAUUAACUACAUUGAUGAGUAGCUGUCCAAGCAGGUUGCUUAGAAA